This is a messenger RNA of Loa loa (African eye worm), 950 nucleotides long. RefSeq lists its product as hypothetical. Lineage: Eukaryota; Metazoa; Nematoda; Chromadorea; Rhabditida; Onchocercidae. The transcript is spliced from 7 exons. Bases 60 to 950 code for a protein of 296 amino acids. Gene Ontology annotation, cellular component: R2TP complex; ribonucleoprotein complex; cytoplasm. The record is from RefSeq and is a predicted model, not a curated record. Gene Ontology annotation, biological process: box C/D snoRNP assembly; rRNA processing.
UUACAGAUCCAUCGGCCAAUAUCUUCAGCUUCAAAAAGUGUGUAAAGAAAAAAAAAUUGAUGAUUGUUGGAAGUAAAUCGAAUGAUGGAAAUGUAAAUAUUAGUGAGGAAGAUGCGUGGAUUGUGCAUCCCAUACCUGGUUAUGUCGUCAAAUUCAAAGAAGUGGGGUUCUAUUUCACUUAUUUAGUCCUUGGUCCUUUAGUUAGUCGAGUAGAUUCUAGCUGUCGCACAUUGUUAAUGAAAGAGAAAUGCAAACUUUUUUUAAAUAUUUGCCACUGCGCACAAUUACCCCCUCCAGAGGACCUCAGUGAGGAUGAGGUUGCAAAAUUGUUGGAUUCGAGUGAUCCCUCAAGGUAUCGUAUACCAUUAUGUGUUGGUAAUGUUGAAGUGGUGUUAGACAGAAAAGGAGAAGAUUCUGUAAAGAUAGAUGUAGUUAUCAACUCUACGUUUUAUUUGACGCAACUCAAAAAGAGUGAAUUCUUCCGACAGUUACUGCUAUUGGUUGCUUCAGAAGCAGUUGAAAAGAAACAUGAUAUUAAGAUCGAUGUAAAGGGAGCAAUUAAAUUAAAAAAUCGAAAGUGUAUGGGUGAUUUGAGUGCUCAAAGAAUACGAAAAAAGCCGCAAGAGGCAUUUAUAAGGGAAAUAGAGGCAGUGAAACAGUCAGAGGAACCUAUCCAAGAGCAAUACUUUCUCCCAAAGAAUUGCCUACUUCUUUUGAGAAAUGGCAAACAGCUGGAAGUAAACUUGAAGCUUACUAGCGUGGAACCACCGGUAAAAAAUAUUGACAGGUUGAAUAUUCGGAUGAACGACGAUCACUUGUUAAUAAUUCUUGAUCGGAAGCAAACAAUCUUAGAUAUUUAUUUUCCGGUAAAAGUAGACUAUAAAAGAGUUGAAGUAAAACUGUUAUCAGAUGAAGGAAUACUACGGAUCCUGGUUCCUGUUGUUUGGUGA